Molecule: messenger RNA, 339 nt
Organism: Funneliformis mosseae
Lineage: Eukaryota; Fungi; Glomeromycota; Glomeromycetes; Glomerales; Glomeraceae
Source: the annotation of a GenBank genome assembly
AUGUCGCUUCCUGACGAAACCUUGCGCAAGGUUUUAAACGAACUUCAAAAUAGACUUGCUGAACAUAAACGACAAUUAUCAAACGUUAAGGCUCAAAUAACAGUAAAAGAACGUGAAAAACGUUUGGCUGAACUUACUAAAAAAGAAUUAUCCGCACUUGAUAAAGAUACUAAAACUUAUAAAUCUGUUGGAAAGGCGUUUAUUAAAACUGACAAAUCAGUUUUAGAUAAAGAACAAGAUGAUAAAAUUGCGAAAAAUUCAAGUGAUCUGGUCACCUUGGAUAACACUAAAAAAUAUUUAGAAAGAAAUAUUAACGAUCUAUUAAAAGAUGUACAUUAG